Danaus plexippus (monarch butterfly) is the source of this 2815-nucleotide messenger RNA. RefSeq names its product ecdysone-inducible protein E75 (gene Eip75B). The record is from RefSeq and is a predicted model, not a curated record. Gene Ontology annotation, molecular function: zinc ion binding; nuclear receptor activity; RNA polymerase II cis-regulatory region sequence-specific DNA binding. Lineage: Eukaryota; Metazoa; Arthropoda; Insecta; Lepidoptera; Nymphalidae. Gene Ontology annotation, biological process: positive regulation of transcription by RNA polymerase II; negative regulation of transcription by RNA polymerase II; hormone-mediated signaling pathway.
AAGUUAGCCGCGUUGAGCGAACGACUCCCGCUACAGGAGCGGCGCGAGGCCGCUACAACACACGCGACACACCGCUCUUGUAAACAUUCAUGUACAUACCUGACUGGCAACUUGUUCGUGUAUUAUAAAAUUGUUGUGAACUCAGUUUAGAUACUAUCACUAUCGGUUGUAGACUUUCGUAUAAAAAUUAAGAAAUAUUUGCUAUCUAAAACUAUGCAGUGCUAUAAACUGUCGCCGAAGCGAGAGCCCUCGGAGCAUGUUUAUGAGUUGGAGAUGAUAGGUGGUAGACGGCUUGAGCUGCCAGCGCCUCCUGGCAAGGAGUUCCGAGCCCCGUGCCUGCUGCCGGCGCCGGCGCCUCCUCCUCCUCCGACGCACUCUGUGAUCCAGUGCAUGCGGCCACCUCCGCCACCGCCGCCACCACCUCGUCUCCACAAACCAACACCGUUCGAGGAACCCUCCAGCUCCAUUCCAGACUUAGAGUUCGAUGGUACAACCGUUUUAUGCCGCGUCUGCGGUGACAAGGCCAGUGGUUUCCACUACGGCGUCCAUUCCUGCGAGGGGUGCAAGGGCUUCUUCCGACGGUCCAUACAACAGAAGAUCCAGUACAGGCCCUGCACCAAGAACCAGCAGUGCAGCAUCUUGAGAAUAAACAGAAAUCGUUGUCAAUACUGCAGAUUGAAAAAAUGCAUCGCCGUGGGGAUGAGCAGAGAUGCCGUCCGAUUCGGUCGUGUUCCAAAGCGCGAGAAGGCUCGCAUUUUGGCCGCCAUGCAACAAUCUUCGUCGUCUCGUGCCCAGGAGCAGGCGGCGGCCGCUGAGCUAGACGACGCGCCCCGGCUCCUGGCCCGCGUGGUCCGCGCACACCUGGACACCUGCGAGUUCACACGCGAUCGCGUCGCCUCCAUGAGGGCGCGAGCUCGCGAUUGUCCCACCUACUCACAACCGACUUUGGCUUGUCCGCUGAAUCCAGCCCCAGAGCUACAGUCCGAGAAGGAAUUCUCUCAGCGUUUCGCGCACGUUAUCAGAGGCGUCAUUGAUUUCGCCGGCCUCAUUCCUGGAUUCCAAUUACUUACGCAAGAUGACAAGUUCACUCUCUUAAAAAGCGGUCUCUUCGACGCCCUGUUCGUGAGACUCAUCUGCAUGUUCGAUGCGCCACUCAAUAGCAUAAUAUGCCUCAAUGGACAACUCAUGAAACGGGAUUCCAUUCAGAGUGGAGCGAACGCACGCUUCCUUGUUGACUCUACUUUUAAGUUCGCCGAGCGCAUGAAUUCUAUGAAUUUAACGGACGCCGAGAUCGGUCUCUUCUGCGCCAUAGUUCUCAUAACUCCCGACCGGCCGGGUCUUCGUAAUAUUGAAUUAGUUGAGCGAAUGCACGCGAGACUGAAGGCGUGCCUGCAGACCGUCGUCACACAGAACAGACCAGACAGACCUGGCUUCCUCCGGGAGUUAAUGGACACUCUACCUGAUCUCCGUACACUGAGUACUCUUCAUACUGAAAAGCUCGUAGUUUUCCGAACCGAGCACAAGGAAUUACUGAGGCAACAGAUGUGGGGAGACGAAGAGGGAUGCUCGUGGGCCGACUCCGGAGCAGACGAGUCAGCUCGCAGCCCCAUCGGCUCAGUAUCCAGCAGUGAAUCCGGUGAAGCGAUGGGUGACUGUGGAACUCCUCUGCUGGCCGCGACUCUGGCCGGCAGACGGCGCCUGGACUCCCGCGGGUCCGUGGACGAGGAAGCUCUUGGUGUCGCUCACCUCGCUCACAACGGCCUCACCGUCACCCCCGUGCGCCCUCCGCCACGCUAUCGCAAACUAGAUUCCCCCACAGACUCCGGCAUAGAGUCUGGGAACGAGAAGCACGAGAGAAUAGUGGGGCCCGGCUCGGGCUGCUCCAGCCCUCGCUCGUCAUUGGAGGAACACACGGAGGAGAGGCGACCCGUGCCGGCGGACGACAUGCCCGUGCUGAAACGAGUGCUAGAGGCGCCGCCGCUGUACGACACUCCCUCAUUAAUGGACGAGGCCUACAAACCUCAUAAGAAGUUCCGCGCGAUGCGUCGCGACACGGGCGAGGCGGAGGCCCGGCCGAUGCUGCUGACCCCGUCCCCGCAGCCGCAGCACCCUCACCCCGCCAGCCCCGCUCACCCAGCCCACUCCCCGCGCCUGCGUGCGUCGCUGUCGUCGACGCACUCCGUGCUAGCUAAGAGUUUAAUGGAAGGUCCGCGUAUGACUCCCGAGCAACUCAAGCGCACGGACAUCAUCCAGCAGUACAUGCGGCGCGGGGACGUGACUGCCAGCAGUUCCAGCACGUCGAGCGCCGGCGAGUGUCCCCUCCGCAGCGGUCUGCUGGCUUGUUACCGCGGCGCGUCUCCGUCUCCGGCGCCAGAGCCGGUGCUGGAGCUGCAGGUGGAGGUGGCGGACGCUCCCCUGAACCUGUCCAAGAAGUCUCCCUCGCCGCCGCGCUCCUUCAUGCCCCGCAUGCUGGAGGCGUGAGGCCGGCCCGCGGAGUCCUGCGUCUCCGCUGCCCACCCCGACCCACUUUAAAUUAAUAAACUAUGUAGUUAAUAAUCGUUCGUAAAUCGGUUAAUAUAUUAUAUGUGAUAAUUCGUUUAAGACGCGUGCGUGAGUGGCCGGCGCCGGACGAGGAGAGCGCAAUAGACUGAAAAAUAAUUUAAGACUAUAUAAGUGUAAUUUAUAAUGCAGUGCAGCGCCGGUCGCGGUGUGUUUGUGUGUGUAUUGUAUGUCCGUAUGUGAGCGUGCUCAGUCAUUUGUUUGUUAAUAUAAUGACAGGUUGUCGAAUUAAAAUAAAACAAACUUGUAAAAAUUA